GCGCGUGUGUGCGCACUGAGAAGCAGCAACAGUAUUUUACGCGCGCACAAAGUUUCCUCCACAGAUAGUUUAAUGGCUAAAUACAAGCCCUGGACGGUUUGCUGCUUCACCUUGAUUGUUUUAUUUUGCGCAGUUGCUCUCGUCUCUUUCUGCAUUUUCACGUUUGUGGACAGAAAAUGUCCCAGCGGCAGCUUCAAGCACGCGGCUGUGGCUGCAGACUCUUUAAGGUGCUCCCAGAUUGGCAGGAACAUGCUGCAAGAGGGAGGGUCAGCAGUAGAUGGCGCCAUUGCAGCUCUUCUGUGCACGUCUGUGGUCAAUCCUCAGAGCAUGGGGAUCGGAGGAGGGUCUAUAUUUACUAUAAGAGAUAAAACAGGCAAAGUUAAAGUGUUCAACUUCAGAGAGACGGUCCCAAAGUCUUUCAAAAGUAACCUGUUAGAAGAUUGUCCAACUACAUUCAAAAUGACCAAAGGCACACAGUGGAUUGGUGUUCCUGGAGAGCUGCGGGGCUAUGAGUCUGUUCACAAACAGUAUGGAAAGCUUUCAUGGGCCAGGCUGUUUGAACCAACAAUUAAACUUGCCAGGGAGGGCAUCCCUCUGCCUCCAUAUCUGGAAUAUAUCCUAAAAGUCCCCAUUGCAAAAAAACACCUGGAAGGCUCCUCUCUCUGUGAAGUUAUCUGCAACAAGAACAAAACGGUCUUGAGUAAAGGGGACAUCCUUAAGUUUCCCAAACUUGCAGACAGCUUGGAAGUGAUUGCAGCACAAGGUGCAGAUGCCUUCUACACUGGCAAGAUUGGACAGGACUUAAUCCAAGAUGUAAAAGCUGCAGGUGGGACGUUGGAAAUGGAGGAUCUGGAGUCCUUCAAAGUGCGAGUGGAGGAUGCAUGGACAGUCCCUCUUGGAGAUACAAAGAUGCACUUCGCUCCACCACCAACUGGGGGCCCUCUGCUGGCUUUCAUUCUCAAACUGCUGGAAGGAUUCUCCUUGACUCCAAGCUCCUUUCAUGGUGAGCAGAAGAUUCAGACGUACCAUCGUUUUAUAGAGGCAGCUAAAUUUGCAAAUGGACAGAAGAGAAACAUCCGGGACCCUCUCUUUAAUGACAUAAAGACUGCUGAACAUUUGAUUGAUCCUGCCUUCAUUCAUCGCAUCAGGGACAUGAUUUCUUCCAACAGCACUCAUAACAACUCUUACUAUAAUGUGAAACCCUCAUCUGAUCACUUCGGGACAACACAUGUAUCAGUGCUGGAUGAGGAUGGACUUGCAGUCUCUGCCACCAGCACCAUAAACCAUCUGUUUGGAGGCGCCAUUUACUCAUCACGUACUGGCAUCAUCCUCAACAAUGAGCUGUCUGACUUUUGUGGGAGAGUGGACUCGUUGACGGCAGGCGAGCAGCCUCCUUCCUCGAUGACUCCAGUCAUAGUUGAGUCAAAGUCUGGAGGUCUCCUUGUGAUUGGUGGAUCUGGUGGGAGUAUGAUAAUAGCAGCAGUGGCCUUGUCAAUAAUGAAUCGCCUGUGGCUGGGGAUGAAUCUCACAGAUGCUAUUGAGGCACCUAUAGUGUUCAUCGACUCCAAGAAUAAUUUGAAUUUUGAGAAAUUCGAAAAUAUUGAAAAGAUUGAACAGCCCGUGAGGGAUGGUCUCAUAGCUCUCGGACACAAACUCGGGAGCUCGCAAUUUUUUCUCAAUGUUGUAAAUGCUGUGGAGAAGGAGAAAGGAUGCAUUGUUGCCGUGUCUGACAGCAGGAAGCUGGGGAAGUCAGCUGGUUACUGACCAAACAUUGGUGAGGAAGAUCCAGCUUCCCACUUAGAUCCUCUCUAGAGACUAACUUAACCUUUAGCCUUAAGAAAGAACAAUGAAUGUGAUCAAGCACAACACCACAGUGCUCGCAGAGAUCUUAGAAGGAAACACUAGUGGUCAGAUUAAAUGUUUAUGUAAAGUACUCUAUUUGGACGUGAACAGGGCCACGUCCAGAGGGGCGCCCUGGGGUGGCACUCCCCCUACCAUCACCACUGGGACUUAUUUUAAAAUGAACUAAGUUGGCUGUUUCGUAACAGGCUUGCAGUAGCUUUCUUUGUAAUUUGAUGUAGCACUUUCUACACUUUCUUUUAUUAUUGCCUCAUUUCUGACCCCGGACAAACAUCUUCUUUUUGAGCCCGUCAGGAAUUAGGAUAAGAAGAUUUACGUGUUGCAAAUCCGAUGUCCCUUCUUUUUGAUGAAAAAAAUAUAUACACAGAAAGACAACAAUUGUUUGAUACUAAAAUGAUAGUUUUUAAAGUAGAUAGUGAAGACAUAGAGGGUAAAUGCUUUUAAAGUGUGUGCACCACCCUCUGCUUAUGUCAAUCCCUCUGUAAAAAGAAGUCUGAAAGUCAAAUUUCAUCCAAUUUAGAUGUAUGAUAUUUUUCUUCUUUAGCAACCCCAGUAAGAAGUUUUACCCUCACCCUUAUUGGCAGAUUGUCUUUUUGUUAGAGGGGAGGGCCAAUACAAAAAAGCAUUAGCCGGGGGCGGCUGUGGCUCAAUGGGUGGAGUCGGUCGUCUAUCAAUCGGAAGGUUGGUAGUUCGAUCCCACCUCUGGAAGUCACAUGCCGAAGGGCCUUGAGCAAGACACUGAACCCCAAACUGUUCCCGCUGUUGUUCAGUGGUGUGUGAAUGGGUACAAAUGAGAUCAGCUGAUACUGAUGGUUUCUUACAUUAGCAGCCUCUACCAUUAGUGAGUGAAUGGGUAUGAAUGGGUGAAUGUGAUGAGUAGUGUGUAAAAGCGAUUGGGGUGCUCGGAAAGACUAGAAAAGCGCUAUAUAAGUACAAUUCCAUUUACCAUUUACCAUUAGUGACACUUGUUAGAAUGCACAACUAUGUGCACAAAAAAUGUAAAAUUGGUGACUAAUGAUAUUUGUCUUUCUACUAAACUAGCUGUUCCUGGAGCUUUUAAGAAAGGGAUAAUGUAUGGUUAGCAGGUAGUUGGGGGAAAUAGAAUCCCGAAACGUAUUACCCAGCUACUAAUUUCAGAUACAGACACAUUGGCAAAAAACAUGAUUACAAUAUUACUUUAUCGAUCUCAAAUGAUUUAUGUAUACAGUCUUUAAAAAAUAGUCCCAGUCAUUCCACAGCAGUGAGCGUUCCAUGGCGAUAGCACUUUUUUUUCCUAACAUUUCCCUGUCCACAUCACCAAAUGGUCUUUGCUCCAUUGUCAUCAUUAGAAAUCUCUGAAUAAACUCUGGAGUGGACCUGAGUAAUGCGUUACUUACUGGGGACUUUUCAAAACUUUUUUUCAUCUGACUACUGAGGUUUCCUGCUUUGUCAGUGUGAUAAUCAUCUCUGACUGACUUAUACUUUGAGCUGAUUUGACUUCUUGCUAUAAACACUUUUUAAGUCCAAUCAGUUGUUAUGCACAACCAAACAAUGUUAUAACUUGUGAAUCAUGAACGCACAUUGAAUGCACCAUGAGGCUGUUACUUUUACUGCUGAGAUCAGUUUUUAUGUAUCAUAGAAUGACAAACUUCUAACCAAAGUGUUUCUGCAGAAUGAGCCAUAAAAGCAAAUCUACUGUUGUUCAACAAAACAAAACCAACUACCCUACAGUGCCAAUAUUUCAAUAUCAUUGUAUGUUUACAUUUAUAACUGACUUGUGUAACUUUAUGUAAGACCACUUUGCUGUAUAUGAACUAUGUGUGUUUAACAUUUUGAAAGUGAGAGCCUGACUGACAUAUCUGCUUCAAAUAGAGAACUUUUACUGUGACCUUAGCGGUGUUAGUUAAUUAAAAACAAAAAGAUGCAGAUCCCUGAGCCAGUAAUGUUUUUCUUUAAUUAUUAAAGCUCCUGUGAGAAACUUUUUGGUUGUGAUGGUUUUAGUGUCCCCUGUGGAAAAAGCAGGAAAUAUGUAGCUCACAAUGGACCUUUGGCAUGGAAGUUAAAUGGCUGUUUUGGCAGCCUUGCCUGACACCUACCCUACCUACCUAACUGACAGGUAUGAAAAAUAGCUAUAUAUAAAUAAUCUGUGUUUCUGAAGGUGGUCUCUUUUGUUUUUGUAGACCAUGCAGAAGCAAAAUUAUUAUUUUAAGUCUGUUUCAUUUGAAGCCAAAAAUCCUCACAGGAGCUUUAAGAAAAGGUGUAAUUGACAAAAACAAGCAUUUAUAAUUAAAAUUAUAUAAAAACACAAGUUUAUUUUCAUGUCACUUACAAAUAUUUUUGUAUUUCACUUGUUUUAUUAUGUCAUUAUGUUUUUUAAAUCCACUUUUUUACUGCAUUUAACUGGGAAUUUCUGUGUUUUAAUAAUAAAACAUUAAGUCCAAGUCAGGGUUCUCUGAUUUUUACCAGACUUGUAACCAACCACAAGACCAACGCCACACUUAAUUUAACCAAUACACUUUUCACAGUACAACAACCCUGAUAUUAAACAUGUAUCCUUUAUUCUUAGCAUUGUAUGAUCAGCAAUAAUCUGCCUCCUGUUUUCCUGUUUGCCUUGUUUUAAGGCAGCACUUUUGCUCUGAAACAAAGGAAGCAGUAAUGAGAUACAUUUCAGAAGAAGAGGGACUUAUGAAUUAGUAAUGAUUUCUUAAGUGGAUUCUGCUCCGUUUUCCUUUGAGGCAAUAGAUGUGAGUUAUGAGAAGAUGCAAAUUUGAAUCUGUGAGAGGCACAGUUGCCUUUGUUGUAUGACAAAUGAGUUAAUCUGGUUACGUUGUGACUCUAUAUUGGGUGUCACGACUUUAACAGCCAUUUAAAGCUAGUAUCAUUGUACACUAUGCAGGAAAUGUCUCUCCACUGAUCAUCUUUCAUAUGAAGAAAAGUCAGUUCAAUAAACCUGUGAUGACUC
Messenger RNA from Notolabrus celidotus (New Zealand spotty), 4801 nucleotides. RefSeq names its product gamma-glutamyltransferase 5b (gene ggt5b). The transcript is spliced from 12 exons. The record is from RefSeq and is a predicted model, not a curated record. Lineage: Eukaryota; Metazoa; Chordata; Actinopteri; Labriformes; Labridae. Gene Ontology annotation, cellular component: plasma membrane. The coding region runs from base 73 to 1764 and encodes 563 amino acids. Gene Ontology annotation, molecular function: glutathione gamma-glutamate hydrolase; leukotriene-C(4) hydrolase activity. Gene Ontology annotation, biological process: inflammatory response; glutathione catabolic process; leukotriene D4 biosynthetic process.